Microstroma glucosiphilum is the source of this 603-nucleotide messenger RNA. RefSeq lists its product as hypothetical. The transcript has a single exon. The record is from RefSeq and is a predicted model, not a curated record. Lineage: Eukaryota; Fungi; Basidiomycota; Exobasidiomycetes; Microstromatales; Microstromataceae. Bases 1 to 603 code for a protein of 200 amino acids.
AUGGACAGGAUCAAACCCGGCGCCCAGGGAGGUCUCUACGAGCCCAGCAACCUCGAGGUCAUGUGCGCAGGCUGCAAUUAUGUCAAGCAGCACCACACGCGCGCAUGUGCUACAGAGCUCGUCGCCAAAGUAAAGGCCAGACAGGGUCUGCUCAAUAUUGUGGAUGGCCGGCUUCGGCCUCUGCUACCUGAACGGCCCUUUGCGCCCACGCCUGCUGAGCAAGAGAGGCUGUUGUCCUGGUGCCAGCGGACUGUGACCCGCUUUUCGGCUUCUGCGGAGGGACGUCAACUUCAAGUGACAUUGACUGCACCUUCCCUUCUCUCAAGACUGCUCCCGGUACUCACGAAUGCUCACACCUUCGUCGAUGCAACUGGUGCAGAGGUUGACCUGAAACAUGCCUCGAUCGAUCGAAUCAACCCAGAUGACGGCUAUCAUUCUGCAAAUGUUCGUAAUCUCCUCACAGGUCUCAAUGCAAUCCGACGGGAAGAGCGCGGAGAUCAUUCGAUUAUCGACUACAUCUCUGCGAUGAGACAAUAUUCGGGCCAAUUCCACGUCAAAAUAUGCAUCGCUACUUCUGCUUCACUACCACUCCCAGUCCUGUAG